UUCACCUGAAUAUCUAUCAGUUGAAUACUAAGAUGAAGAGAGCCUUUGCAACAAGCGUCUUGUUGACCUGUUUGGUUGCCGGGAUACUCGGCAAGCCAUUAACUAAGGAACGUCCCAUGAGGAAGCUGGAAUUCAACGGUCAAGUCGUUUACGUGCCCGUUGCAGAGAAAUUGGCUGAUCCAUUCUCAAGCACGAUACCUGGUGAUGAACAGAAGACGGAUAUGAUCCUGAACGAAGAACAGAAAGAAUAUAUUCGGCAGCAGAAAGAGGAACACAAAGAUGGACGAACCAAGAGGAAGGCCGUGAGGGAUGUUUUGAAAAGAUGGACCAAAGUCGGUGGGGACGUCAUUGUGCCAUUCACCAUGGAUAGCCCAACUGAUGAUGUACCAUAUAUCUACGAAGCAAUGGAUCAUUGGUCGACUAAGACAUGUGUGAAGUUUGAAACUUACUCUUCGGAUCGUUCCUCAACACUGGGUCACAACCAGAGGCUUCGUUUCCAUAAGGCGGAUGGGUGCUGGUCAUACGUCGGUAGGCAACCUACAAACCGGAUGCAACCACAGCCUAUAUCAAUUGGAACAGGGUGUUUAGAGUUGGGAACCAUCGCUCAUGAGAUCGGGCACGCAAUGGGAUUCCAACAUGAGCAGUCGAGACCAGACCGCGACGACCAUGUCGAAGUUUUUUGGACCAACAUCGAGACAGAUCAACAAAACAAUUUUGAAAAGGAGUCACUUGAAGACGUUAUGGCUAGCGAAGUAGUCAAAUAUGAUCUCAAAUCUGUCAUGCAUUACGGACCAUACGGAUUCGCCAUCAAUGAAAACAUACCGACGUUGGUAACAAAGCGACCAUUCGACAUGCAGUACAUCGGUCAAAGGUCUGGUCUCAGUUUCUACGAUGUCAAAUUAGCAAACUAUAUCUACAACUGUAAUUCUACUUGUGACCCCCUUCUGGACUGCGCCAACGGAGGCUUUGUAGACAAAACAUGCACAUGUCAAUGCCCCCCUGCUUGGACGGGGGCGCUCUGCAACGAAAACUCAAAUGUACCCGAAACAGUUACUGAGACCACUAGAACUGAGCCAUCUGGGGAGAUCACAUCCCCUGGCUAUGAAUCUGGACAGUACUCCAUAAACUCAGCCAGCAUGAUUUAUAUCGUUGGCCAACCUGGAGCUACGAUUACAUUAACGUUUGACGCAUUCGAUAUGGAAGCUCUAGACAGUGGCAGGUGUUGGGACUACGUUCAGGUCAACAGUGAUGACCCGCGAUACGGAGGCGAGAAGUAUUGUGGAAACCAAAUACCAGACCCAAUCGUAGCAACAGAAAGCAUUAUGAUCUGGUUCUACUCCGACGAAACAAAUACCGACAAGGGAUUCAGGGCCCAUUUUACCAUUGAUCAACCACUAACCGAAGCACCUGUCGAAACUACCAGAGCACCAACCACACCUGCCGUAACUACCACAGCACCAACCACACCUGCAGUAACUACCAAAGCACCAACCUCACCUGCAGUAACUACCAAAGCACCAACCACACCUGUAGUAACUACCGAAGCACCAACCACACCUGUAGUAACUACCAAUGCACCAACCGAAGCACCAACCACACCUGUCGUAACUACCAAUGCACCAACCGAAGCACCAACCACACCUGUAGUAACUACCAAUGCACCGACCGAAGCACCAACCACACCUGUCGUAACUACCAAAGCACCAACAAGUGAAGCGCCACUGAGUACCUUAACAUCCCCAAACUACCCGAAUGCUUACAAUGCGAAGCAAAAGAAAGUCUACCGCCUUACUACUGCUGUAGGCAAAAAGAUUUAUCUAAAGAUCGAUGAAAUGGAUAUUGAAGAGGGCAGUAAUGGAUGUAACUAUGACGUCCUUAUCGUCGAUCUCGGAGGUACUGACGAGGUUUUGCAAACACGACUGUGUGGAACCAGGACUAACGUUGGUCCAUUCGAAUCCGUGUCGAACAAAAUGGAGCUGACACUCAUCACCGAUGGAUACGUAGAGAGGAAAGGCUUCAAGGCAUCCUACAAGAGUAUCACAGAAUCCACAUGCGGUGGAACCUUCGGUGGGGAGUCCGGUAUAGUCGAGUCACUCAACUACCCCAUACACUACCCCAACCAGAUACUCUGUGAUUACGUCAUUCAGGUAGAUCCUGGAAAGGUCAUUAGGUUGACAUUCAAUGAUUUGGACGUGGAAUAUGGACCUAAUUAUCUUUGCCAGUAUGACUGCCUAAAGGUGAUUCAACUGAACCAAAAUGACCAAGAAGAGACACUAUUGAGCCUGGACGGGACGUCUCCACCAUCCCCAAUUGUGUCUCGGACCAACCAGCUCACUCUUCGCUUAUCAUCUGAUGCGUAUGUUGGAGGCAAAGGUUUCCAGGUUUCAUAUCUUGCUAUCUAAUUCCUCAGUCACAUCUUCAAAUCGACUCUAAACUGACUCUAAACCGACCGGUUUUCACUCCAUCAUUAUGACCAUGCGGUCGGUCUGUUCUCAGUGUGGAGUCGGUCUCGCUGGUGUGACUAUAGGCUAUUGAUAAACAUGGACAUAAUAACGAGCAGACUUUCAUCAUUUCUUCUUAACUGUUGAACGAUUAAUUGUUUAAGCUAAAUUAUAUUUGAAAUUCUAUUCUGUACUACCUUAGGAGGGCAUUUAGAUAUUUUAGAAGAGAAUAUUGUUAAUAUAAAGGGGGUUGAUCCUUCAUUAUAACAUUAGUCUGAGUGGAAGAGGAAGUAUUGAACAAAAUGACCAAAAAAAUAUAUUUACAAAAAAGCUUUAAAUCUUUUUAAAGGCCAAGGACAAAUAAUUAUCAUGAAGAAACUCCGAGCGGAAAUUCAGCCAUGUUUGAUAUCAUAAACGGAGACAAAUCCCUAGAUUUAUUGUGUAAAUCAUUUUCAAAUUUAUUUACAUACCAAUACUAAAUUCGUGAUGGAACACAUAUAUUUCACAUGGUGUUUUAAAGAUAACAUAUUGUUAUACCCUCUUAUGUGAAAUAUAAUCACUCUAUCAUAAAAUUAAGAAUGAUAAUAAUGUUGUAGCAGUUCUAUAUAAAUAAACAAAAUAUGUCGGCUUCUCCUUGAAUGACGUCACAUACGCCCGCGUUGCCAAAUGGGAGAUCCCCUAUCACUAUAGUGCUCAUUACUUUCAACAAAUUACUUUCGACUGUCUUAUCCCAUACAUGUCUUUUCCUUGAAUUCAAUUCCUCUUCAAUAUUUUACGUCGUAAGAUAGUAUUGUGUCCUCUAUUCACUCUAAACCAUGACAAAUUGUAAAUUUUACCCCAGAGUGGGCAGAUUAAAAAAUAUGGCUAUUAUUAAGAGUGUGUAUUAAUUUCCUCUUUAAUUAUCUGUUUGUCGUACUUAGUUUAUAAUAUAAGUAGUUUUGCCAUUUGUUGGUGAAUUAAGUUACAGGUCAUCAGAAUCAAUGUAAUAAUAGCGAGUAUUGAAUAAAUAGUUAUGGAAUGAAAA
Molecule: messenger RNA, 3465 nt
Organism: Strongylocentrotus purpuratus (purple sea urchin)
Lineage: Eukaryota; Metazoa; Echinodermata; Echinoidea; Camarodonta; Strongylocentrotidae
Product: protein SpAN
Exons: 11
Coding region: 33-2402 (789 amino acids)
Biological process (GO): proteolysis
Molecular function (GO): metalloendopeptidase activity; zinc ion binding
Source: RefSeq, a predicted model, not a curated record